Messenger RNA from Lycium barbarum (goji berry), 1348 nucleotides. RefSeq names its product protein GLUTAMINE DUMPER 5-like. The coding region runs from base 688 to 1146 and encodes 152 amino acids. Gene Ontology annotation, biological process: regulation of amino acid export. NCBI's taxonomy places the organism in Eukaryota, Viridiplantae, Streptophyta, Magnoliopsida, Solanales, Solanaceae. The transcript has a single exon. The record is from RefSeq and is a predicted model, not a curated record.
AAUAAAAAAGAUCAGUUAAUUAUUCUUUUUUUUUAAUUUUCAAUAUUUAGAUAAGUGAGUUUUUAUAUAAUCAAGAAACUAUAUUAACUAGGUAAUAUUUAAUUAAAGAUAAUUUAAUCAAAAUACUCCAUUUUUAUUCUAAGAAUUAAUAUUUUCUUAAGGAUGUACUAAAGGUUGAGUGGAUACUCAGUGGGCUUUUGACCAUGAAAAUAAAAUAUUUUUUACUUUAUUUGAAAUUUUAAAAUUAGAGUUGAAGAUUGAAUUGUGUUUAAUUAUUGUCUUUGCAAAGAAUAUUUGAUUGUUUCAAUAUAUUGAAACUGAAAAAAGUGAAAACAAAGUUUUGCCAAACGCUGGUUUCCAAAAAAAAAAAAAAAAAAAUUCCCCCAAAAAUGAAAAAUUCUCAUGGCAAACGAGUUCAAAAAGUGAAAAUAUUUUGAACCAAUGGAGUAAAAAGAAAAAGUGCCUUUCAUUUUUCUCAUUAUAAAAUUGCAUGAUGAUUCCCCAUUGAGAAAGAACUUCAAACUUCCUUCUUUUUUAACCUCCCUUUUCUCUCUUCCCUAUUCCUCCACUAAAAUCAUUUCAUAUAAAUACACAUCUACCAUCUUUGCACUUCUCAAGCUAAGCCAAAAAAAAAAAAAAAAAACAGUUCUAAAUUUUCCUUUAAACAGAGCAAAUUUAAAGAAAGAAAUGAGAACAGUGAGUACCUUCAUUGCUUCUCCAUCAAUUUCACCGCCAGCGAUCAUUCAAAGAUCGCCAUGGUAUUCUCCGGCGCCAUAUCUAUUCGCCGGAGUAGCAGCCAUGCUAGUUUUGAUAACUUUUGCUCUAGUAAUUUUGGCUUGUUCUUACUGGAAACACUCUGGUUAUCCAAGAGAAAAUAGUGAUACUGAAUCCGGGGAAGGAGAGAAGUUGAAGGUUGUGCCGAUAUUUGAAGAGAAAAUUGUAGUUAUAAUGGCUGGUGAUUUGAAUCCAACUUUUUUAGCUACACCUAUUUCAAGUAGAGGUAAUUCUUUUGGUGGUGGAGAUAAUUGUGAGAAGAAAAUGGAAAAGGAAAGUGAAGAAUUAACUGAUGAGAAGGUUAAAGAAGAAGUGAUUACAAUGGAAGUUAGGGAUCAAGUUAAUGAAGAAUCUCAAGAGAGCCAUUUAUAAAGCAACUAAGCCAAAAAAAAAUUAAGAAGAGCUUUUUCAUCUUCCUCCUUUUUUUUUUCUUCUUCUUUAAGAAUUCUCUAUUUUGGUUUAUAUUUCAAUUUUGAGAUCCGGGAAAUUGUAAUUUUUGGUUGAGAUGAGUAAGAGUUAGAAAAUUUUCUAAUUUUUUAGUAAUAUAUGCGUUUUUGGUAUUUAUUGUAAUUGU